Molecule: messenger RNA, 342 nt
Organism: Parnassius apollo (apollo)
Lineage: Eukaryota; Metazoa; Arthropoda; Insecta; Lepidoptera; Papilionidae
Source: the annotation of a GenBank genome assembly
AUGAAGUCGAUGACGUCAACGGAAGAAUCAACAACUCAUUCGCGGGAAGUGAAUGAUCAUUCGUCGUGUGAUGGUUAUAUUGGCAGCUAUGACGGCCCGCAUUUGACAGCAGCGUCAAUGUCAAACUCUGAAAACAGCAACGAAGAGGUUAUGCAGAUUAUAAACAAUACCUGCACCGACAAAACGGAUACCUUCAAACCAGUGAAAAUGAUAACUGUGUGCAAUCUUAGUGUUAAAGCAUUAGUCGUUAUAAAGUGCUACGAACUUUGCUACGAUACGCUAUCGCAUUGCGGCUACGCAUUAUCGUUCAUUGGCUACAAAUGUGUAUGCGACUUUUGUUAA